AUGGCCUUGGAGGUGAGGCCUCACUGGGCCACGGCAUGCGAGACUUGGGCAUGGGACAAGGCCCCAUGCUGCUUUCUGACUGACCAAGGUGCAGUGAAAUUUGCAGCAGACAUGGGGGGGGUCCUGAAGAUCCCUAGGGAGCAGCGGGUGAGGGAGGGGAGCAGAAAACACCUGGAGAAGAAGUGGGAAAAAGGUACCCCAAGUUCCUACUGUAUCAAAAUCUUGGGAACUGUGGGUACUGUGGCCUUGGACUGCAAAGGAAACAUGGCUUACACCACCUCUACUGGGGGCAUUAUUAAGAUGAUUAGCGGCAUCGGGGAUUCGCCCUGUGUAGGGUCCGGGGGCUAAGCCAACAAUAGCAUCGGAGCAGUGUCAACCACGGGGUAUGGGGAGAGCACCCUGAAGGUGAAUCUGGCCGGGCUUAUGCUAUUCCACCUGGAGCAAGGAAAGACGGUGGAACAGGCUGCAGAGCUGGCAUUGAGCUACAUGAAGUCGAGGCUCAAAGCCUUGGGGGGCCUCAUCCUGAUCAGCAGCGCAGGGGACUGGGUAGCAAAGUGGACCUCAACCUCCAUGCCCUGGGCAGCCGUGAAGGGUGGCAAGGUGCACGCUGGCAUGGACGUCGGUGACACCACUGUCACAGACCUGUGCUGAGCUGGAGAUGGCGCCUACAGGGCUGGCAUAGCUUAAUCAAUUAGAUAUUGAAAGGAAAAA
Molecule: messenger RNA, 711 nt
Organism: Chinchilla lanigera (long-tailed chinchilla)
Lineage: Eukaryota; Metazoa; Chordata; Mammalia; Rodentia; Chinchillidae
Product: isoaspartyl peptidase/L-asparaginase-like
Molecular function (GO): hydrolase activity
Source: RefSeq, a predicted model, not a curated record